Apis dorsata (giant honeybee) is the source of this 890-nucleotide messenger RNA. RefSeq lists its product as uncharacterized. The transcript has a single exon. The record is from RefSeq and is a predicted model, not a curated record. Bases 76 to 255 code for a protein of 59 amino acids. NCBI's taxonomy places the organism in Eukaryota, Metazoa, Arthropoda, Insecta, Hymenoptera, Apidae.
AUAUAUAAUAGCCAAAGCUAAAAAAUAACUGUACAAAGUGCACAAAACUUAUAUAUUUUUAAAAAUCACAUCAAGAUGGGACUGCACAUUUUUUGGCCAGCAACCACUUGUUUAACACUUUUUGUUGUUUGUAUAAUAAUAAUCUUAUUAAAAUACGGUUCACAAAUUUGUAAGGUACGACAUACAACAUUGCCAUCUGAUCGAGAAUGGGAAGAAAAAGCAUAUUCACGAAAACUUUCAAUUUCCAUGGCAUAAAGUUAGAUAGAUAUCACCAUAUGUUUUCAUGUCAUCUAAUUCGUAAUAGCAAAGAAUUUAGAUUAAAAUUAGGAUAUAUUUUAACAUAUAGAUAUAUGCUUACUCUAUAUUUAAUAAUAACAUUUCAAAUCUAAAAACUAUUUUUUACAAAUAUGCUUUGAAAAAAUUACUUAAACACUAUACAUAUGUAUAAUAUACAUAUGUAUCAGUGUUUUAUUUUAAAAUAAUAUAAUUGUGUGCCUUAAAAAAUAAUUUUGCACAUUAUACAUUACCUUUUAUACAUUACCUUUUAUGCAUUUUAGGAUAAGAAAUUUUAAUGAAUCUCUAUUUAUCUAUAUAAAAUAUCAUAGUUGUUUGUGUCAUGAAAAUUAAUUUUUUUCCAAUAAAAUUUUACAAUUAAUAAUUAAUUAAAAAUGAAAUAGAAUAUAUAUAUUUGUUUAAACAAUAAUUUUAAGAAAGUAAGCAAUAAUUCUUACAUUUUAUAAGUUGAUUUGAAAAUAUAUUUCAUGACACAAUAUAAAAAAAAAUAGAAUAUUUGUAAAGAAAGACUAUGUAACUAUAUUAAAGAUCUGUAAUCCGUCCCAUUUUUUAAAGUUUAGUAUUUUUUAUAAAACAAUUUUAUAAUUAUCUGCAAA